GGAUGAAUAAGUUCUAUGGUAGGAUUCCAAAUUUAUUUGUCAACAACAGUUUCUUGUCAACUCUCAGCCUAAAUGGCAACCAGUUGGAAGGGAAACUGCCACGGUCUUUGGUUAAUUGUAGUUACUUGGAAAUUCUAGACGUGGGGAACAACAACUUGAAUGAUACCUUUCCACAUUGGUUAGGUGUGCUUCCAUCGCUAAAAGUUCUCAUCCUUCGAUCUAAUAGAUUUCGUGGUGCCAUUAGCAAUUCUGUGCCUGCAUUUUACUUCCCUCAGUUAAAAAUCAUUGAUGUCGCACAGAAUGAUUUUAUGGGUCUCCUACCGAGUAACUAUUUCAAAAUUUUGAAAGGUAUGAGAGAUGUAGCUCCAACUGAUAAAGUCAAAUUGGAAUACAUUGAUAAAUGGGUGCCAUGUGUGGGAGAUGCAGGUUGCCGACAGCUUGAAAAUGAUUAUAAGGAUUCUGUGAAGGUUGUAAUGAAAGGGUUACUGGUGGAUCUUACAAGGAUCUUGACAAUUUUCACAACUAUAGAUUUCUCGAGCAAUCAAUUGCAUGGACCGAUUCCUGAAGAGCUGGGAGAACUCAACUCACUUAUAUUGCUAAACUUAUCUCACAAUAGUCUCAAUGGUCAAAUUCCGUUAUCAUUGGGGAAAUUAGCAGAACUUGAGUCAUUAGAUCUCUCAUCAAACAAGCUUGAAGGCAGGAUUCCAGAGCAAUUAACAAAGCUGACGUUCUUAUCAAUUUUGAAUCUUUCACACAAUGAACUUGUGGGCCACAUACCUGAAGGGAAGCAGUUCAAUACUUUCUCAAAUGAUUCCUACAUUGGGAACUCUGAGUUGUGUGGAUUCCCAUUGACAAAGAAAUGUGAAGAACCAAGACCACCUUCACCGCAAUUUGAUGAAGAAGAAGACUCUACAGCAGUCUUUGAGUGGAAGUUUGCAGUGGCAGGCUAUGGAUGUGGACUGGUGUUGGGACUUAGUCUGGGAUACAUUGCCUUCACUACAGGAAAACCAUGGUGCAAGCAGGUGCGGUUGAUUUCCUACUUCCGGGCAGAUCUGGCAACAGUUGCUUCUUGAGCUUGUUUCCAUCUUUUUCAUGUUCAUUGUUGCUAUAUGGUUAUAUUGACUUGUGUGGGAAUUAUGGUUAUGUAUGAAUUUGUGUUGAUUUCUUUUGGAUUUGAUCUAUCUACUCUGCACGCAGUUCUCGUGUAUUUUGUUACUGUACUUUGAUCCUUCUGUGAUUUUUGCCGAUCAAUCUCUUCAUAUCAUAUUUUAUCCUCUUCUUUUGGUUUGGUUGCCUUUGAACGGUGCGUUUCACUGAAUAAAAAUGAAAAUUUCUU
Molecule: messenger RNA, 1336 nt
Organism: Rubroshorea leprosula
Lineage: Eukaryota; Viridiplantae; Streptophyta; Magnoliopsida; Malvales; Dipterocarpaceae
Source: the annotation of a GenBank genome assembly